Molecule: messenger RNA, 1885 nt
Organism: Nyctereutes procyonoides (raccoon dog)
Lineage: Eukaryota; Metazoa; Chordata; Mammalia; Carnivora; Canidae
Gene: GJA8
Product: gap junction protein alpha 8
Exons: 2
Coding region: 89-1411 (440 amino acids)
Biological process (GO): cell communication
Cellular component (GO): connexin complex
Source: RefSeq, a predicted model, not a curated record
CCAAAGUUGCCAUUUUGCUGCUGAGCGCCAAGAGAGAAAGAGAGCGCAUAUUUCUCCGGGGGACCCUACUCCUACUGGUGGGUGAGAAAUGGGUGACUGGAGCUUCCUGGGGAACAUCUUGGAGGAGGUGAAUGAGCACUCCACAGUCAUCGGCAGGGUCUGGCUCACGGUGCUGUUCAUCUUCCGGAUCCUCAUCCUGGGCACGGCCGCCGAGUUCGUGUGGGGGGAUGAGCAGUCCGACUUCGUGUGCAACACCCAGCAGCCCGGCUGCGAAAACGUGUGCUACGACGAGGCCUUCCCCAUCUCGCACAUCCGCCUCUGGGUGCUGCAGAUCAUCUUCGUGUCCACGCCGUCGCUGGUGUACGUGGGCCACGCGGUGCACCACGUCCGCAUGGAGGAGAAGCGCAAGGAGCGCGAGGCCGAGGAGCUGUGCCAGCAGGCGGCGGGCGACGGCGGCGACAGGGUGCCGCUGGCCGUGGACCAGGGCAGCGUCAAGAAGGGCAGCAACAGCAGCAAAGGCACCAAGAAGUUCCGCCUGGAGGGCACCCUGCUGAGGACCUACAUCUGCCACAUCAUCUUCAAGACCCUCUUCGAGGUGGGCUUCAUCGUGGGCCACUACUUCCUGUACGGUUUCCGGAUCCUGCCCCUCUAUCGCUGCAGCAGGUGGCCCUGCCCCAACGUGGUGGACUGCUUCGUGUCACGGCCCACAGAGAAAACCAUCUUCAUCCUGUUCAUGUUGUCGGUGGCCUCCGUGUCCCUCUUCCUCAACAUCCUGGAGAUGAGUCACCUGGGCCUCAAGAGGAUCCGGUCUGCCUUCAAGAGGCCGGUGGAGCAGCCCCUGGGGGAGAUCCCUGAGAAGUCCCUCCACUCCAUCGCUGUCUCCUCCAUCCAGAAAGCCAAGGGCUACCAGCUGCUGGAGGAAGAGAAAAUUGUGUCCCACUAUUUCCCUUUGACUGAGGUCGGGAUGGUGGAGACCAGCCCACUUUCUGCCAAGCCUUUCAGUCAGUUCGAGGAGAAGAUGGGCACCGGGCCCCUAGGGGACCUGUCCCGAGCUUACCAAGAGACACUGCCUUCCUAUGCUCAGGUGGGAGCCCAGGAGGGGGAGGGCGAGGAGCAGCCCGUGGAGGAGGGGGCCGAACCAGAGGUGGGGGACAAGAGGCAGGAAGCUGAGACAGUGAGCACAGAGGGGCAGGAGACCAUGGCUGCGCUGGAGGGGGAGAAAGCCGAGACUCCCGAGGUGGGGAAGGAGGGCGGGAAAGAAGAGCUGCAGGCUGAGAAGGUUUCAAAGCAAGGGCUGCCCGCAGAGAAGUCACCUUCACUGUGUCCAGACUUGACCAGGGAUGACACCAGACCCCUGAGCAGGCUGAGCAAAGCCAGCAGCCGGGCGAGGUCAGACGAUCUAACCGUAUGAAGUGGUACCAAAGAAAGAAAGAAAGAAAAGAGGACACCCGAGCUAACAUAGGGCAAGAUGAAACCUAAAGAUGAAACCUCGAAACACCACCAUGAUUUGAGUCUUCUGUCCCUCCCCUCACACCCGCCCCUGGUUGGACAGGCACUGCAGGGGCACAGUACUUGCUGUGCAACUAGGAAACCACAUUUCCCAUAUAAAAGGAUGACCAAGAUAAACCCAUUGUGCCAUCAAAGUUCCCAGUCUCGAAUGACUGCCCUGCCCCUCUACCCCAACUACAAUGGAGAGCUCUGCUUUCAUCCCCAUUUCUCCAUACAAAUCCCUCCAAUCAGAACUGUGGUUGCCUCAUAGCUUUUUGCCAGUCAUGACUCAAGCUCACUAGCUCAGCCAGAUUUUUAUCACCCCAGCACUUCCCUAGCAGACACCACAUGAUCACAUAUCAGAGGGGCCCAAACUCAGAUGUCUAUGGGAUGCAGG